Messenger RNA from Odocoileus virginianus texanus, 1798 nucleotides. NCBI's taxonomy places the organism in Eukaryota, Metazoa, Chordata, Mammalia, Artiodactyla, Cervidae. The record is from RefSeq and is a predicted model, not a curated record.
UUGACCACGCCCCAGGAACACUAAGCAAGGGGCGUCGCUUGCCGGCCCCACCUCUCGGCUGAAUCGGGACAAACCAUUUCCAUUCGUCGUACCGGGUAGGGAGGCCGGAGAGAAAAUCUCUGGCCUGUAAAGGAUGGAAGCUGCUCUUCCCUUUCCCUGAGAAGUGCCCGUAGAUCCCUCCUGAGGUGUGAGUGUGAGCUAUGGCACCGUUGCUAAUUCGGGCUUGCGGGCCCACUCACACUGCGGAGCCUAAGAUUGGAUCCUCCCUCAGCGCUGCGUUGGUGCCGGCCGGCCUGGUCACGCGGGCGGCAAGAUGGCGGCCCCCAGAGCGCUGUAGCAGUGUCGCGGUUGGUGAAGUGUUGGUGGCAGCGGCCGCGGAGCGGGCGGUCCGGUGGAUCCUCCGAUCUGGUUCUCAAGCUGAGAGGCCCCUGGUUUAGCCCAAGUUGGGAGGAAGGCAGCAUCGCCAUGGUGACAGAGCAGGAGGUGGAGGCAGUGGGGCAGACACUGGUUGACCCCCAGCAGCCCCUGCAGGCCCGCUUCCGGGCACUGUUCACACUGCGUGGGCUCGGGGGUCCAGUGGCCAUUGCCUGGAUCAGCCGGGCCUUCGAUGAUGACUCAGCCCUGCUCAAACAUGAGCUGGCCUACUGCCUGGGCCAGAUGCAGGACCGGCGGGCCAUCCCCGUGCUGCUGGACGUGCUGCGGGACACCCGCCAGGAGCCCAUGGUGCGCCACGAGGCAGGGGAGGCCCUGGGGGCCAUUGGGGACCCAGAGGUGCUGGAGAUCCUGAAGCAGUACUCUACUGACCCUGUCGUUGAGGUGGCCGAGACAUGCCAGCUGGCUGUCCGGCGGCUGGAGUGGCUGCAGCAGCACAGUGGGGAGUCAGCAGUCCGGGGGCCCUACCUCUCUGUGGACCCGGCCCCGCCUGCUGAGGAGCACGACCUGGGGCGGCUGCGGGAGGCGCUGCUGGACGAGGCCCGGCCACUGUUCGACCGAUACCGAGCCAUGUUCGCCCUGCGCAACGCUGGAGGCAAGGAGGCCGCCCUGGCACUGGCCGAAGGUGAGGAGGGGCUUCAGGGGUCGGGGUUGGGGCCCUUGGGGAGGCCCUGUGGCCAUAUCUGUUGCAUAGAGCUGCAUAGCAUCCUGGGGCAGGUGCUUUUAUUACCCCCACUUCCCCGUGGUGGGAGCCUAGGCCCAGAGAGGCAGAGGGACUUGUCUAAGGUCACACAGCAGUCUGAGCUGCAGAGUUUGGGUUUGACCCUAGGGGCCCCCAUUACCGUUACUGGUGGCAUUUUCAUCUCAGCUCUGCAGGGAGCCCUGUGCAGGUGUGAGGGGCUGUGGCUCCUCCAGCAGAAAAGAAGAGGAGGGGCCUCCGGGAAUCCUGGGGUCCCUUGCUCCCCUCCCCCACGCCUGAGGUGGCUGCUUUCAGUCCACAGAGCGCUCAGAGCCCCUCUGUCUUCCUGGAGCUUCCUGUCUGGCCAGGGAGGUGCUGGGACAUCACCACCACAUGGACCCGGGGCGGGAGUGCAGAGCGGGCAGGUGUGGGUUUGUCCUUGCUUGCCUGGAGCAGCAGCUGCACAGUCAGGCGGGCUGGCCUCCGAUCCCAGCUCUGCCUCCAGAGGACACCAGAUCACAGGCAGGUCACUCCCAGGUCCGAGGGUUGGGGCCCCAUCAGGAGAAGUGUGGCCCCUCUGUGUGGCUCUGCUGGUAAAAGACCUGGGACUCUGCCUGUCAGGGUCACCAAGACUCUACAGAGUGUGGGGAUCGUGCGGGAGAUGACCCAGAAGCACAAAUGUAUAAG